UGGCGUGUCCGCGUGAGUGUGAGCAAGUGCUUCAGAGACAUCUGCUGUAGGGAGCUGGCCCAGGCUGGGGAGUCGUCCUGGGGAUCGGGGUGCCUCGGCGGACCCUCGGGGCCCCCGCAGAGACAUAAGGCAGAGUCACUGCAGUUAUUCUGACAUCAGUUCCAGAUUAUUAACCCCUGGACAACAGUGCAGUCAUAUGAAAUCAUGGCUGGUUAUAAACCUGUAACAAUUCAGACAUAUCCUGUACUCGGUGAAAAAAUCACCCAAGACACUUUGUACUGGAACAAUUAUAAGACUCCUGUGCAGAUUAAGGAAUUUGGUGCGGUGUCCAAAGUAGACUUUUCUCCUCAGCCUCCAUAUAACUACGCAGUCACAGCCUCUUCAAGAAUCCACAUUUAUGGCCGGUACUCUCAAGAACCUGUAAAAACCUUUUCCCGUUUUAAGGACACAGCAUACUGUGCUACUUUUCGACAGGAUGGCCAAUUGCUUGUCGCUGGCAGUGAAGAUGGUGUAGUUCAACUUUUUGAUAUAAGUGGGAGGGCGCCCCUCAGGCAGUUUGAAGGUCAUACAAAAGCAGUUCAUACAGUAGAUUUUACAGCUGACAAAUACCAUGUGGUCUCUGGAGCUGAUGAUUAUACAGUUAAAUUAUGGGAUAUUCCAAACUCCAAAGAAAUUCUGACAUUCAAAGAGCAUUCUGAUUAUGUAAGGUGCGGCUGUGCUAGCAAACUGAACCCAGAUCUCUUUGUAACAGGGUCAUAUGAUCACACCGUGAAGAUGUUUGAUGCCCGGACAAAUAAAAACGUUCUCUGUGUCGAGCACGGGCAGCCUGUGGAGAGCGUCCUGCUUUUCCCCUCCGGCGGUCUCCUGGUGUCUUCAGGAGGUCGUUACGUUAAAGUCUGGGACAUGCUAAAAGGAGGGCAGUUGCUCAUGUCUUUGAAAAAUCAUCAUAAGACUGUGACGUGCUUGUGUCUGAGCAGCUCUGGACAGAGGCUACUCUCCGGCUCACUGGAUAGGAAAGUCAAGGUCUACAGCACAACUUCCUACAAAGUGGUCCACAGCUUUGACUACGCAGCUUCCAUCUUGAGUCUGGCGCUUUCUCACGAAGAUGAGACGAUAGUUGUAGGAAUGACCAAUGGAAUACUGAGCGUUAAACACCGGAAAUCUGAAGCAAAGAAGGAAUCUCUCCAGAGGAGGAGGAGGCCUGCAUAUCGGACCUUUAUUAAAGGAAAAAAUUACAUGAAGCAACGGGAUGAUAUCAUGAUCAAUAGGCCAGUAAAGAAACAUCUAGAAUGGUAUGACAGGGACCUGAAAAGUUUUCGGAUCUCAAAGGCACUUGACAGAGUGCUUGAGCCUAACUGUGUAAUAAAGACACCCGAGGUUACAGUUUCCAUCAUAAAGGAAUUGAAUCGGAGAGGAGUCCUUGCCAAUGCUCUUGCAGGUCGGGAUGAGAAGGAGAUUACCCGGGUUCUGAACUUUUUGAUAAGGAAUCUGUCUCAGCCAAGAUUUGCUCCUGUUUUGAUUAAUGCUGCUGAAAUAGUCAUUGAUAUAUAUCUGCCUGUGAUUGGCCAGUCACCAAUAGUUGAUAAAAAGUUUAUAGUGCUUCAAGGACUUGUAGAAAAAGAAAUUGAUUACCAAAGAGAACUCCUAGAAACCUUGGGGAUGAUGGACAUGCUGUUUGCUACCAUGACAAGGAAUGAAAGUACCUGUGUGUCGGAACAUGUGCCUGCUAAACUCCCAGAAAAGAAGACAGAGUCACCCCGUCAGCCCAGUGACACAGACAAGGACUCCUAACUGGGAAUGGUUUGACUCUUAAUUACUGAGGAGAAGAAAGCAUUUUCGAGGCAUUCAAAAAGAGAAUUUACAGGAGUGUUAUGGAAGAGACUGAAUUAACUCUAAUUGGGAAGUGAGCACCUGUUUGAAGACGUGGUUUCCAUGUAUUAAUUUGAUCUGUACAGUGGCUUCUUCCACUGGAAGGUCUUAGUUGUCUUGGUCACAGUGUCUGUCGACCUUGGAUGAGUUGAUACUGAUUUUAAUGGAGCCAAACCCUCAGUCACGUGGCCUCUGGAGAGGGUUCCUAGUGGAGUCCUGCCAGGGGACAGAACCUGGGUUCUCGUUUUGGUUUUUACUUCUACCCUGGGAAAUACCAAGAACAAACAGCAACAGGAAAACUUCUUUCCUGUACUCAAUGCCCCCGAGAACUUUUCUUGCUGGUAUCUUCCAAGUCCUGGGUCACACUUUCUCACCAGCUGCCUGGGGGACUGUCUUCCAAGUGUGGCAGAUCACGGGAUACUGCUCCUGGUGUGAUAAGUCUUUGUUACCUACGAACUGUGCUCUCCAGCGGUGUUUUCUUUAGUCUUGCCUGGCUCUGCUCAUGACCGAGUCCAGAGAGAUCUGACUGAAGCAGGUCCCCUCCUCAGCACACUGCCUGUCUCCCUUCCCCUGCUUCAGCUCUGGGAUGCGGUUGUCCUUCCCUCACAGCAGUGGCCUCUCAGCUGUGUGUACGGUCAGAGCCUGUCUCCUGUGUGCAGCUCUCAUUAACAAUUCUCUUUGCUGUACCUACACUUCCUUUUCUCUGUUCUUCAUUCGGUGGGUCCAAACCUCAAACAGCAGCAGUUUGCUUUGGAAAAAAAAAUGUGUUUUUGAAAGUUCAUUGUAAACAUAUUUUUUAUAAAGAGAUUCUUUUCUUCUUCUUGGCUUGCUGAGGUGUGUCAAUUCCUGAUGGACCGUCAGUGGCUUGUGACCAGCAUACUGAUCCACAGCCAUUACUUUCCUGCCUUCCUUCAGUUACCCUGCUUAGCUUAGAAACGUGUCUGGUGAUGGCAUCCGGAGCUGAAGGAAUCCUCGGGGAAAGAUUUUGUAAUGAGUCAGUUCUGUAAAUUUAGAUUUCCUUAAAGCAGAAGAAAGUGGGGAUACAUCUAGAAAGUUCUGUGUGGACACAAGCUCAGCUAUAAUAGGCUAUAGUUCCCACUAGUGAGCUGAAGCAGUUCUGCAGUAUGGUGUCUUGUGAGAAACCCGGAGUUUGCUGAUUUGAGUAGUCACAACCUGAGUCACAAAUGAGAGCCUGCGCUUUAAGGUCGAGAAGGUUGAUUGACUUCAAUCCAGCUAGUGAAGGAAAUCCCCUAAGCAUGCAGAGUUGGCACUAGCAGUUGGGAUUCUCCCCGAAGCUGUAGCUGCUGGCCCCUGUGCAACUCUGGAGCAUUUCCUGGCCAUCUCUUCAUCUACUUCUUCUCAUCACAGCUAUCCAAGUGUCGAAUCAGUCUCUUUUGACAUUGAAUUAAUUAAAGUUGCUCGAGUUCCUUACCAUCCCUGCACUGGGCUGGCCUGCUGGGGCCCUAACUGCUCACUCCCUUUGACAGGCUUCGAGAGUGCUGCAGCUCCUGUGGACAACUGAUAGUAAUUCCAGACCUUAAAAGGAUUGGGAAUCAUUUCCCAGUCCUCUGUGCAGUUAUGUUCAGGAGUGUGUGUGUGUUUGUUUGUUUGGAGACAGGGUUUCUCUGUGUAGCCCUGGCUGUCCUGGAACUCACUAUGUAGACCAGGCUGGCCUCAAACUCACAGAGAUCCACGCAUCUGCCUCUCAAGUGUUGGGAUUAAAGGUGUUUGCCACCACACCCAACUCAGGUGUUUUUUUUAAUAUUCAUUGAUUACUUUCAGUGUGAUGUGUUUUAACAUAAUUGACAUAUUUCAAUAUGUAAUAUUGGCCUUAGGAGUCAAAUGCCUAAUUGAUUUUUAGACUUGUGCUUCUUAGCUGGGAAGUGUUUGAUAUUUUUUACCAUGGAUGGAAAAAUAAUGAAAUGUUGCUGAGAACGUAGUCAUUUAUGUUUAAUUUAUUAUGUUGACGCAGACUUAAACAUACGGGAAGGUUUGCUUGUUUCGAGUGAGAUUUCUCAAAUGCCUGUGCUGUUAAAUUUCGUAAGGAAUUGAUGUCAAAUGGGAUGCUUAGAAAUUCCACUGAUUUAACUGAAAUGAAUUCUCCCAAACAUUAAUUAAAGACUCCUUUGAAUGUGA
Messenger RNA from Peromyscus eremicus (cactus mouse), 4005 nucleotides. It is a transcript of the gene Utp15, whose product is annotated as UTP15 small subunit processome component. The record is from RefSeq and is a predicted model, not a curated record. The coding region runs from base 205 to 1791 and encodes 528 amino acids. Gene Ontology annotation, cellular component: nucleolus. Lineage: Eukaryota; Metazoa; Chordata; Mammalia; Rodentia; Cricetidae. Gene Ontology annotation, molecular function: protein binding. The transcript is spliced from 13 exons. Gene Ontology annotation, biological process: rRNA processing; positive regulation of transcription by RNA polymerase I.